AUGAAUGAACAAUAUAAUAGAUUUGAAGAUCAAUAUCUAGAUCAAGAACCUGCUAUAAUCCUUGAUCAAAAUCAAUCUCAAAGACCAGGAUAUUAUGAUUCUUAUCAACAACAACAACAAACCCAUCAACCACAACAACAAUCUCAACAACCACAACAUGGUGAUAUACAGACUUCACAACAAAUACAGCAGCCUCAAGAAGGUAUAGAUGAUGAACAUAACCAAGAAAAUCAAGAGAAUGAAGAGCAUGAUGUGGAUCAAGAUGAUGAAGAACAACAACAAGGUCAAGAUGAAUUAGAAACAGGUGAAGGUGAAGAUUUCAUGGGUGAUAGUGUAUUUAGUAAUGUUGGACAAGGUCUCGAGGGGAAUUACAAGAAUAUGAUGAUGGCUUAUUGGCAAGAAACUAUUAAUAAUAUUGAACACCAGGAUCAUGAUUUUAAAAAUCAUCAAUUACCAUUAGCUCGUAUUAAAAAAGUUAUGAAAACUGAUGAAGAAGUUCGUAUGAUUAGUGCAGAAGCUCCUAUAUUAUUUGCAAAAGGUUGUGAUAUUUUCAUAACUGAAUUAACUAUGAGAGCAUGGAUUCAUGCUGAGGAAAACAAGAGAAGAACUUUACAAAGAAGUGAUAUUGCUGCAGCUUUACAAAAAUCUGAUAUGUUUGAUUUUUUAAUUGAUAUUGUUCCAAGAGAAGAGAUUAAUGGAGUUGGUUCAAAUGUUGGAGGUAGUAAAAAACAAAGUUCAAGACAAAAUAGUACAACUUCAAAUUAUUUAUCAAAUCAAACAAAUCCACAAUCAAGAAAUUCAAGUAUAGUUCAACCACCACAGAUCCCAAACCAACAAGUUCCAAAUCAAGGACAAGGACAAAAUAAUGAAUUUCAACAACAAUAUUUACAACAACAAUUAUUACAACAACAAUUUUUAAAUUCAAAAAAUGAUGAUGAUAGAGAUGAUUCAAAUUAUCAAUAUAAUGAUUUAAAUGUUUAUGAAAAUAGGUUUUAA
Molecule: messenger RNA, 996 nt
Organism: Hansenula ciferrii
Lineage: Eukaryota; Fungi; Ascomycota; Saccharomycetes; Phaffomycetales; Wickerhamomycetaceae
Gene: HAP5
Product: Hap5p
Exons: 1
Coding region: 1-996 (331 amino acids)
Biological process (GO): regulation of DNA-templated transcription
Cellular component (GO): nucleus; CCAAT-binding factor complex
Molecular function (GO): protein heterodimerization activity; DNA binding; DNA-binding transcription activator activity, RNA polymerase II-specific
Source: RefSeq, a predicted model, not a curated record